CUGAAAUUCCCAUUGUGGUAUUUUCAUUUCCGCCUUUCCGCGGAACCACUGCGCCCCCUGUCAGUUGUGUGUAUGCAUGUGGCGCAGUGUUUAGCAAAAGCAAUCGUUUUCGCCAGUUGUGUGAGCUAAAUCUGAAUAUUAGAGGGUUCCCGAGGUUAACAUGGACAGAGGCGAAGGAGGUAGAAGAAGUAAAGGAAAGCGAGGACGUCGUGAAGAGGACAGAUACGUCCGGCUCUCUAAGUCGUUGUCCUAUGUCCUCCGCCAUGGAGCCAGCCAGAUGGGUCUCCACUUAAGUACAGAUGGCUUCCUUUAUGUGGACGACCUCCUUGCUCAUCCACAGUUCCACUCCUACUCACUGGAGGAUGUCCAGAGAGUCGUGGACACAAAUGACAAGCAGCGCUUCAAGCUUAGGCCCCACACACAGGAUGGCCGCUUGCAAAUCAGAGCCAACCAGGGCCACACGGUGCAGGUGAAGGAUUUAGAGCUGAAGCCGGUGCAGGCAGGGUCACCAGACUGUCCAGCUGAGGCUGUCCAUGGCUCCUACAUGCGGCACUGGACCUCCAUUCAGCAGCAGGGUCUCGGUCGCAUGAGGAGAACACAUAUCCACCUGGCUCCAGGGCUGCCUGGAGAGGACGGUGUCAUCAGUGGUGAGCUGGUGUGUUUGGUGAAACAUUUCCUUUCUCCAGUUGGAACGUCUUUCUGUUUCCCACCAGGAAUGAGGAGAGAUUGCAACUUAGCUGUGUUCAUCGAUGUUCCAAAGGCCCUGAAUGAUGGCAUUGAGUUUUUCUGGUCAGAGAACCAAGUGUUGUUGACCCCUGGAGACUCGGAUGGAAUGCUUCUUCCCAAAUACUUCAGCCGAGCUCUGCAGCUGAGACCUACACGAACAAUUCUGCCUCUUCAGUCAUAGCAGGAGAUGCAAAAUAAAGUACAACUUCAUCACCAAAAGACAUGCUGAGGCUUGUGUGUUAUUUUCUGACAUACAAUCCAAGCCUGUAUGUUAUGUGUGUGCGCGUACGUGUAUAUAUAUAUAUAUAUACAUAUGUGUGUGUGUGUGUAUAUAUAUAUGUGUAUGUUUGAUAUAAAUAUCAAAGAUAUUUUUAAAUGAUAUAUAAUGUAAUACUUAUUUUAAAGAGCUUUAAUUAAGGAGAUUAGUCAGUGUAAAGUUGAUUUGAGCAAGAUGAUGAAGAAAGCAAAAAGUAAUGUCCUUAUUAAUGUGAAGGUGUCAAAUAUUUGGCUUUUCACUGUGUUGCUGCUGUAAACUGAGAGCUAAACUUGGAAGUUAUCAAUGAAGUGCAACAUUACAAAACAACUAUUUUCGCAAUAAGUUUCUCAUUUAUUUGAAUCAACACUGUAACAGACGAGUGACUUAAAUCGUGUUCAUGUGUGCUCUUACUGGGACAAAGACAAGACAUGGCUGAUGUGACAUUCUUAAAAAACACUGAAGCAUUCAAGCAAAACGCUUAAGAUGUCUGACAGUUUUAUCCACACUGACACCAGCUUGUCUGUUUGUUUCGCCAAUUUGUAGCUAAAAGCUGUUUUGAAUAAAGUUGGUUUGAGU
This is a messenger RNA of Synchiropus splendidus (mandarinfish), 1558 nucleotides long. It is a transcript of the gene trpt1, whose product is annotated as tRNA phosphotransferase 1. The transcript has 6 exons. The record is from RefSeq and is a predicted model, not a curated record. The coding region runs from base 161 to 907 and encodes 248 amino acids. Gene Ontology annotation, molecular function: tRNA 2'-phosphotransferase activity. NCBI's taxonomy places the organism in Eukaryota, Metazoa, Chordata, Actinopteri, Syngnathiformes, Callionymidae. Gene Ontology annotation, biological process: tRNA splicing, via endonucleolytic cleavage and ligation.